This is a messenger RNA of Bipolaris zeicola 26-R-13, 327 nucleotides long. RefSeq lists its product as uncharacterized. NCBI's taxonomy places the organism in Eukaryota, Fungi, Ascomycota, Dothideomycetes, Pleosporales, Pleosporaceae. The record is from RefSeq and is a predicted model, not a curated record. The transcript has a single exon. The coding region runs from base 1 to 327 and encodes 108 amino acids.
AUGGCUCGGCUAGAGUACUUGCGGCGACAUGGACAUGGACAUGGACAUCGGCUGCGGCUUCCCCUGGGGUUCAGCGCGCCUGCCGUUUCUGCCACUGCCACGGCCACCGCCGCCGCCGCAAUGGCAGGAGCAGCGACAAUGGCCGUGGCCGUGCCCCGUGCACCCCACGCAGCACGCACCUGCCGCCUGCCGUGGCCCUCUCUCCCUCCCCCUCCCCCUCCCAGAAAUAUUUCCGGCCAUGUGAAACGGGCCCGGAUUGCGCGCAUAUUGAGCCCCAAUUUACUGCGUCAAAACAUUUUCCCUGAGUCGGCGCAAGCCCUGGUAUAA